AUGCAGGCGGCAAGCGGCGAGCUCAUCUUUGCGCAGAUGCGGCACAGCGCAGAAGCAACGCUGCUUGGCGGCAUGGAGCCGUCGAUGGUCGCGCUCUUGUCCGGCGCCGACGACCGGCAUCGCACGCACCUUGCUGCCCAGCGCGCGCGCCUCGACGCAUUGCGUCAACUCCAUCGCCGCAAGGCCAAUGCUCGCCUCGAGCUGCUCACGCUCCAGAAGCAGCGCCUGCGGAACGUGGCUCCCGUCGUCGACCGGCUACGCUUGCUACCGCAGCCGUAUCUUGACGCGUACGACGGCUUGCACCGCGUGCUCGACCACGUGCUCAUGACGCUCGUGCUUCGCUACUACGCGACGGUCGAGACGGAGCUGCGCUACGUGCAGCAGUGGCUGCGCGACCAGGUCAGAGUGAGCGACGACGCUGCAGUGGCGGCCAAGGCCACAUUGCACUUGAGUACGUUUGCCGUGUACCUCGAGAGCGAGACGGGUGGAGACGUGACGCUCCGUCGGCUUGAAGAGACCAACGCCCAGGGCCUCCGGUGUCGCCGGGCUGCGAUUGAAAACGCCCGCAAAGGCUGGGGCUCGGAGAUGCAGGUGCAGCACGUGUACAAGAUGGAGCAUCGCCCGCUGCUCUCGGGCUUCCAAGCCCGCGCAAGUAUUGGCGGGUACAAGAUCAAGGGCCUCUUUUGCUCGCUCCCAGCCGCGUCCUUGCCGCGCUGCGUGGCGCGGGGCAUGGCCAGCGACGACGACGACAAGAAGAGUCUGCCAAUCUUUAAAGACAGCUGGUACUCGAUCCGAGGCCAUCGACACACGUACGCCUGCCAGCUCGCCACGUCGUCACCGGCCGUUGAGUUGCCAAAACGAUUCUCGCGCUACAGCACUCUCCUCGAGUACAAGGCCGACGCGAUCGCGUCAUCGACGCGUGGCGAGCUGCGCUACUUGGCGCUCUGUCGCGUGAUCCUCGACCCGUCCUGCACCGAGUACCUCGCGUCCGAGGACGAGUAUGUCGUGCAUGACGCGUCCUGCGUCCUUCCCGAAUUUCUCUUGCAAUAUCGGUUCGUGUCGUCCACGUCGCCCGAGCCGCUCGGAACGCAGCUGCCGUGUGAUGUGACCGUCUCGUCCGUGGACGUGAGUGCGAUCACGUCGCUGCUCAAAGUGCCGUCGACGACACAAGGACCGACCGCGGCGCCGCUGCUUUUGCAAGCGCCGGUCUCGGCGCGUGGCCUGCGGAAGACCAAGCCCGAGCUUUUCGCGGCCAAGCGCGUGGGUCUGGACGAGGUGCGCGCCAACUGCAGCAGCCAGCGCGAAGUCUUUGCUGCCGCCAUCGACGAGUCGCUCGAGCGGUUUUGGCGCCUCGUGCACGAAAGCUGGACGCUCCACGCUCAACACACAACGCUACCGCACACCGAGAGCGACGAGCACGUCGCGGAGGGUGGUGUUGAGAGCGACGACCGCGCCUUCGUGCUGGCCAAGCAGCGCGCGCUACAUACGCAGAAAGCCAAGAUGAAGCUGCUUGGCAGUCCCUAUAGCAGUCUUCUCCAGCCCUCGACGACGAGUCUGCCCCACUUGACAUCGUAG
Saprolegnia parasitica CBS 223.65 is the source of this 1575-nucleotide messenger RNA. RefSeq lists its product as hypothetical. The transcript is spliced from 7 exons. NCBI's taxonomy places the organism in Eukaryota, Oomycota, Saprolegniomycetes, Saprolegniales, Saprolegniaceae. The coding region runs from base 1 to 1575 and encodes 524 amino acids. The record is from RefSeq and is a predicted model, not a curated record.